This is a messenger RNA of Passer domesticus (house sparrow), 2177 nucleotides long. RefSeq names its product solute carrier family 19 member 1 (gene SLC19A1). The coding region runs from base 224 to 1702 and encodes 492 amino acids. The transcript is spliced from 6 exons. The record is from RefSeq and is a predicted model, not a curated record. Lineage: Eukaryota; Metazoa; Chordata; Aves; Passeriformes; Passeridae. Gene Ontology annotation, molecular function: folate:monoatomic anion antiporter activity; folic acid binding. Gene Ontology annotation, cellular component: apical plasma membrane; basolateral plasma membrane; plasma membrane. Gene Ontology annotation, biological process: folate transmembrane transport.
CAUUUCCCGAGGUACUCCCACACCCUCCUCCUCCUGCUGCCGCUGUGCCGGGCUCGCCGCCGAUCGGGCUCGGGUGGCAGCGGGAGCCCCGGGUCCCGCCGUGCCCGGCCCGCAGUGCCCGUGCCCGCCGCCCACCAGAAACUGCAGCGCCCUGGUUUCCAUGCGUCCGAGAGUGCCUGUGGACAGAGAGGGGCUGUGUGGUCCAGCAGAGCCUGUAUAGCUAAUGGCUCCCAGGAUAACGCCGCUGUCCUGCUGCAGAGCCAUGCCCAAGAAUGAUGCUGCCAAAAAGCCGGCACCAGAGAUGGUGCCGGACCAGCGCUGGAAGAUACAAGUCUGUUACCUCUGCUUCUAUGGCUUCAUGACACAGAUCCGGCCCGGGGAGAGCUUCAUCACCCCCUAUCUGCUGGGAGUGAACUUCACAAAGGCAGAGGUGACCAAUAUGAUCACGCCGGUGCUGUCCUACUCCUACAUGGCCGUGCUGGUGCCCAUCUUCCUGCUGACAGACUACCUGCGCUACAAGCCCGUGCUGGUGCUGCAGAGCCUGAGCCACAUCUCCAUCUGGCUGCUGCUGGUGCUGGGAACUUCCGUCCUGGCCAUGCAGAUGAUGGAGUUCUUCUACGGCAUCACCAUGGCUGCCCGCAUUGCCUACUCUUCCUACAUCUUCUCCCUGGUCGCCCCGUCCCGCUACCAGCGGAUGGCCAGUUAUUCCCGCUCCUCUGUGCUCCUGGGGGUUUUCACCAGCUCCGUGUUGGGCCAGCUCUGUGUCACCUUGGGCGGUGUGUCCUUCCUCACCCUCAACUACGUCUCCUUGGGCUUCGUCAGCUUCGGCCUCAUCCUCACCAUCUUUCUCGAGCGGCCCCGGCGCAGCCUCUUCUUCAACCGGCCCAGGGGGGCCGGUGACGCUGCUGUGCCCGCUGAGCUGGACAGGAUGGCCGGGGGGGACAGCGGUGGGGGGGCACGGGGCUGGCGGGACAUGGUGCUGUGCCGUAUGCUGCAGGAGCUGGGAGCGCUGGCCAAGCAGCCCCAGCUCCGUCUCUGGUCCCUGUGGUGGGUCUUUAACUCAGCUGGGUACUACCUGAUGCUGUACUACGCUCACAUCCUCUGGAAUGAGAUCUCUCCCACCACGGACAACCGCCGGGUGUACAAUGGGGGCGUGGAUGCUGCCUCCACGCUGCUGGGAGCUGUCGCCUCCUUUGCUGCUGGCUACGUCAAGAUCCGCUGGACGCUGUGGUCAGAGCUGGUGAUUGGAGUGGUUACGGCAUUCCAGGCAGGAUUACUCUUGCUUAUGAACACCACCACCAACAUCUGGCUGUGCUAUGCUGCCUACAUCCUCUUCCGUGGCUCCCACCAGUUCCUGGUGCCCAUUGCCAUUUUCCAGAUUGCUACCUCUCUCUCCAAAGAGCUCUGUGCUUUGGUCUUCGGGGUCAACACCUUCUUUGCCACAGUGCUGAAGACCAUCAUCACCAUCAUUGUGGCUGACAAGAGGGGCUUGGGUUUAUCCGUGCAUCCCCAGUUUUAUGUAUAUUUUGGCUACUUCACCCUACUGGCCGUGGUCUACCUGCUGGCGGCCAUCAGAGUGGGUGUACAGCACAGCCACCGCAGGCAGCCAGUGGAGCUGGCCCUGGACAAGGAGCCGUGCCAGCUCCCAGUGGAAAUUCCAGCAGAGGAGAAAAGCCCGGAGGCAGGCACCGUGCGAGCCUGAGCGCUGGCACCGCGACACUGUGGCCGGCUCUUGGCUCCCAAAGUGAGCAUAGUCAUCACCACCGUGUGCUUGGUGUCCUGUCCCACUGCUGGUUCUGGGUGCUGUUCUGUAACCGCUGGGACAUGUUUUCUGCUCGGUGAGGACAGGGCUGUGCCCCUUCCCUGUCCCCACAUACAGAGUGGUGGCAGGAUUCCCAUGGUGCCGCUGCCGUGUGUCACACAGGGGAAUGGAUGGGGACCCAUCCCGCUGCAUCCCCAUCAUGGCACGGAGCCAGGCUACAAGAGGAUGUUUCUUUAUUCAGUGCCUUUAGAAAAUGGUCUAUAGAACACAAUUGAUUACAAAAAAUAAUAUAAAGAUCCACACACUUUAAAUUGCAUUAAUUACACAAAUACAGUAGACUGUAAGAAAUAGAGAUCGUGUGACUCGCACAGCUUUUAUGGUAAUAAUUUCCAUACAAUAACAAGCUACUUACAAA